CCAAAAAGACGAUUUUAUGCCAACGCAAAGUUGGCCAACAAUCUGCAAUUUCAGUCUGCAAACGGUCAGCCAGGUGAACGGCAGCCAAGACAGGUUGGCAACACAUACCAAAGCGGAAAAUAUAAAUACAACAGUCACUGAAGAGUCGUCAUAAUGAAGAGAGCCACAAGCUGGCUGAUCAUAACAGCGACAGUGCUGUUAUUGGGUCUGCUCAGCUCUGCGGAUGCUGCGCUGCCCUUCAAAAAGGUUUCCAUUGCCAAAAAUCCCGCCUCUACAACCACAAGCACAACGACCACCACAACGACUCCAGAGCCUGUCACAGAGAAGGAGGAGCCGCCCACUGCUGAGGGCGAGGAGGGCAAGUCGGAAAAUGGCACGAUCUCAAAGAGAAAACUGACGGGCAUACCCCAAAUCGAUUAUGUCUGGGAUCCAAAUCUGCCGAGGGAGCUGAGAGGCUACAAUCUCUCGACCUAUCCUUUCUUGUCUUCCGUUCCGCCCAUGGAUGAGAUCCACUUCAAGUGCGAGGGUCUACACGAUGGCUUCUAUGCCUCCAUUGAGUACAAAUGUCAGAUCUAUCAUCAUUGCGUCUAUGGCAUACGACACGAUUUCCUUUGCGCCAAUUUCACGGCCUUCGAUCAGCGCACCUUCAUUUGUCACUUUGCCUCCGACGUGGACUGCGAGGGCUCGCAAAAGUAUUGGAACAGAAACGAUGAGCUGUAUAUGGCCACCACUACGUCUUCGACGAGUACCACCACAACGGAGCCACCACCACCACCACCGCCGCCACCCAGACGUCGAGGUCAACGUCCCUACCAUCGGCCCUACAACCGCCGACCCGUGGAUGACUAUUACUACGACGAGACUGACGAUGAGUACUACGAUGAUCGCUAUAGUCGUCGCAAUCCACGACCCCGCCCACGCAAGCCACAGCUGGACUACGACGAUGAGUACGAUGAGAAGAAGCCGCUGCGACACAAUAGAAAUCGCUACAGGGAUGAGGAAGAUCUAAUAGACGAGGACUACGAAGAUCGUCGUAAUAGACCUGGCGGCCGUCGAGGAAAGCCCCCAGCGGGCGCAGUCGGACGUGGUAAGGCAGUGCCCCGCAAGCCCGGACGAGUGGAUGAGCGUCGCAGCUUUACUGAGGACCGCGAUGUAGAGGAACCACGUCGUGCGGCUGGCAGACGCCGCAGCAGCGAUAAGCGCCCGACGCCCUCGACAACAGCUGUGUUGGAUGAGCUCGAUGAGUACGAGAAGCCGUACGAGCUGGAUCAGGAGGAGGCAGCCGAGGAGCAGACUCCACAAAAAGUAAAAACCACGCCCAAGCCGCUGACCGAGUUCGUCACGCCGAAAGCAGCGGCUUCCUCUGUCUACGCCCGUCCACGUGCCCCACCCCGCAUAGCCCGUCCCGUGCCCGUCAACGAGAAGAAGAAGUACUCCUAUCCAGUGCAGAAGAACACGGCGACUACGCCAGCUUCAGCUGGUAACGAGCAGGAGGACGACGAUUACUAUCAAGAUCGUGAGCAGCAGGAGGAUGACUAUGAGCAGCCCGUACAGCCAGCGCGCUCUGGCUCUCGUCGACGCACUGCAGCGCCCAAAGAGCAGAAGCCCACGCGCUCCACGCUACGCAAGCCGGUCACAGACAAGAAAACACUGCUGGAUCUGGAAGACGACUACGAGGUGGAGCAGAGGGAGACGCCACGGCGCAAGCGUCCGCAGGCCAUCAGAGCGCGUGUCCCACCUGCCGAUGUGGACUUUGUGGAUGAUGUGGACUACGAGGAGCGACCAGUGCCUGUACGAGGUCGCGUGCGUGCCAAGGCAGGAGUAGUACGUAAGCCCGUCGCGCGUCCACGCCAGCCCAUUGUCCACGAAGAGGAAGAGGAGCUGCUGGAGCCCGUCAGCGAGGAGCUGUCGGAGCAGCAGCGUGCUCCUCCAGCGCGCACCAAGUCCAACUCCUUGGCGAGCUUAACUCCGGCGCGUCGUAAUCAGAAACUGGCGCUGGCCGCGCGUCAGCGUGCGCUGCCCACCUCCACGACAACAGCAGCACCAGCCCUGGAAGAGGAGCUAGCCGAGGAGGAGCCAUUGCAGGCGGAGAAUGAAGAGCCUGAUGAGCCACUGGCGCCCGCAGCACCACCUAAACACCUGCGACCCGCUUCGGUACGUGUGGUCAAGCGACCCUUCCUGCCGUCGCGUGGCGGCAGCCCCUAUUUGCCGCGUGGCCUGCAGCCGGUGGGUGUGGCAGUGCGAACGGGCCAGCUAGCCAAUGAGGCGCGCACCACAGACAGCACGCCCAUUGACAUGGGCUCGACCAUAUCGGGCGUGCGCCUGCUGGAGCAUGGAGCUCCACUGCUGCGCGGCGAACAGCCAGACAGCGAUAGUGAUGAGCUGCCGGCACCGUCGCCCAACCCACCGCGCACCACAUUGCCGCCACGCAGUGCAUUGCCCACGCCGGUAACGCCGCGUCGCCCCGAGCCACCACAGCCGGUCAAGCUCAAUCUGGACGAACUCUAUGAGAACGACUACGAUGUGACGCUGAACGAUGCGCUCGAUCCCACGCUUAAACCGCUUACGCCACUGCAUCCACAUCAACAGCAUCAGCAUGCCAACUAUCAGAGCCGGCCCUAUGCCAGUGCGUAUUCAGCUCCUGCACAUGGUAGCGGGUCGUAUAAUCCAUUUGCCGGCCAUGCCAGUGGCAACAGCAACUAUCAGCAGGCAUCCAUCUAUCAGAAUCAUUCGCCGUCAUCAUCCAUUGCAUCCGCUUCGCAGUCUCAGUCACUGUCACAGUCACAGUCACCGUCACCGUCACAGUCACAGUCACAGUCACAGUCGCAAUCGCCACCGAACUAUCAUAGUGAUUCCUAUUUCUCAUCGACAGAUAUACGCCGGCGAGCGAUUGUCCCGGCGCAGAACGCGCGUUCACAUAGACACGAAUACGCUGCCCGAGGAGCAGUGAGUGGCGCCCAAGUGGGCACACGACUUGCCCAGCAUUACUAUGAUGAGUUUGCAUAUUAGAGUCGCGGUUACAAGUCUGUGAAAAAUUAAGUUUCUUCAGCUGUAUAUAACUUUCAACAACUAGAAGGCAGAUCGGUUGCCCAGGCAACUGCUUUUCUACACUAUCUUUUACGCUAUCUAAUUAUAAUAUAUUUUUUCUCUAGUUAAAGUUCAAGCAGGCAUCAUUUUAUCAGCUCAAUUUGCGCUUAACUUUCUACAUGAAACAAACAAAAGAAAACAAAAACACUAAAUUUAAUAAUAUAUACAUUGUAUAAUACUCAAUUGUCGUGAUAGUAGCCGAGACAAAAGGUAAUCUUCAAAUUUUGUCUGCUAAUUUUUAUGUAGUACACAAACAACAAAUCAAUUCAACAUUAUGAACAACAAACAAGAAACAUCAACAAUCAACGUGAACAGCCUCUGCGCUUAGCUAAAUACUCGGACAAGAAAAUUAAAACAAAUUAAUUUAAAUUUAGUAUGCAAGACAACAUUUUGUGUGCGUGUUAAUAUUUAAGCUGUAUUCUAGGCUCAAGUCGAGUGCUUAAACAAAAUUAAAGAUAUGAAACAAAACAACUAAAA
Molecule: messenger RNA, 3564 nt
Organism: Drosophila mojavensis
Lineage: Eukaryota; Metazoa; Arthropoda; Insecta; Diptera; Drosophilidae
Product: nucleolar protein dao-5
Exons: 8
Coding region: 154-3009 (951 amino acids)
Cellular component (GO): extracellular region
Molecular function (GO): chitin binding
Source: RefSeq, a predicted model, not a curated record